Molecule: messenger RNA, 1488 nt
Organism: Ficedula albicollis (Collared flycatcher)
Lineage: Eukaryota; Metazoa; Chordata; Aves; Passeriformes; Muscicapidae
Gene: POLR3D
Product: polymerase (RNA) III subunit D
Exons: 9
Coding region: 1-1218 (405 amino acids)
Biological process (GO): transcription by RNA polymerase III
Cellular component (GO): RNA polymerase III complex
Molecular function (GO): DNA binding
Source: RefSeq, a predicted model, not a curated record
AUGAGGGCCGGGGCGCUGCCCCCGGCGCCCAGUCCGGAGAACCGGGCACUGCCCGACACAAAGAUGGCGCCGCCGCCUUCACUUAACGUCGGGCAAUGCCAACCACAAAGAUGGCGGCUCAUUGCCAAGCCGGCCGUGCCCUCAGCAAAGAUGGCGGCGGCAGCGUCGCCUCAGGAAGGGCGCGCCGUGCGUGACGCAGGCGCAAAAACCUUCACGCCCAACAUCAUCAGCAGGAAGAUCAAGGAGGAGCCCCGGGAGGAUGUGUCAGUCAAGAAGGAGAAGAAGGAGCGGGAGCGGCAGCGGGAUGGGCACGGCCGGGGCCGGGGCCGGCCCGAGGUCAUCCAGUCCCACUCCAUCUUCGAGCAGGGCCCUGCUGAGAUGAUGAAGAAGAAAGCAGGUUCCUGGGACAAAACCGUGGACAUGUCUGACUUUGGUCCUUCCCACAUCAUCAACAUCAAGAAGGAGAAGCGGGAGACGGACGAGGAGACCAAGCAGAUCCUGCGGAUGCUGCAGAAGGACGAUUUCCUGGAUGACCCGGGGCUGAAGAAUGACAUCAGGAACAAGCCAGUGCAGCUGCCCCUGGCCCACUCAGGGUGGCUGUUCAAGGAGGAGAUGGCAGAGCAGGACGACACCCAGCCAUGGCUGCCUGGAGCCAAGGAGGAGAAGAUGGAGCUGGAUCCACCAGCAGUGAAAGUGAAGGAAGAGCCGUGUGAGGAGGACCCCAGACCCGCCCAGCCCAAGGGCCCCCCCGCGUUCCCCCAGGACGUGUCGGCGGCUGAGCUGCUGCAGAGGCUGAGCCUGGAGGCCGAGGAGGAGCUGCUGUUCCUGCAGCUCCCCGACACCCUGCCCGGCCAGCCCCCCACCCACGACUCCAAACCCGUCAAGUCCGAGCUGCACAAUGAGGACGGGCAGGUGGUGCUGGUGAAGCAGGAGAAGAGCCAGGAGGCGAAGCAGGCAGAGAACACCUGCACCCUGGCCGACCUCCCCGAGGGGCAGGUGGGGAAACUGCUCAUCCGAAAAUCGGGAAAAGUGCAGCUGGUGCUGGGCAAGGUGACCCUGGAUGUGACCAUGGGCACCCCCUGCUCCUUCCUACAGGAGCUGGUGUCCGUGGGCAUCGGGGACAACCGCACGGGCGAGAUGAUUGUGCUGGGCCACGUGCGGCACAAGCUCGUCUGCUCCCCGGAUUUCGAGGCGCUCCUGGAGCACCGGCACCGGUAGCCAGGGGGUCCCAGCCCCUCCAGAUGUGCCUUUGGGACGUGGGGAGGGGGCUCGUGGAGGUGUGGGUGCAGAGUCAGCUCCCACCUCCUUCCAGCCCUGCAGGGUGUCCGGCUGUGUCCCCCCCAGACCGGCGGCUUCCCCCCAGUGCCAAACGGGGAUCUCGGGGUGUUUGGGACCGUGGGGUGUCCCCCAGCUGUGUGGACACGCUGCUGGGAGCAGGACACGUGUCCUGGGGGGAAAAAACCUGGAAUAAAACCUUUUUUCCUCCUG